This is a messenger RNA of Spodoptera litura, 1865 nucleotides long. The record is from RefSeq and is a predicted model, not a curated record. Lineage: Eukaryota; Metazoa; Arthropoda; Insecta; Lepidoptera; Noctuidae.
AGAGAGAGUCAGGCAUUUGCCUGCUGGCCUGCCACAUCGAGAGAACUUCAUCAAACUCCACACUCCAUCAUCUGAUACCCCCACACUUGGUACAGGAACCUAAUCUUGACAACAUUGUUGAUCAGCUGUGCACACGACUUCAGGACAUCAAAGAUCAAGAAAGUUCGUCACGAGUAGGCAUGCCCACGUGUUCCGUAGAAGAAACAGAAGCUGUUCGUCGAUAUUACGCUGCGUUUCCGGCUUUAAAGAAAGGUCGAGAGUCGCCAUUACCAUAUUAUCUCCCACCGCCGGCGUGGUGUCGUAAGUCAGCGCCAGAUUCCAAUACCAAAAUGCAAAGCGAAUUAUCAGUAGCUAAAGAUUGGAAUACUAAAAACAAGAAACUAACCUCGGGCAAGGAGCGUCGCAACUCAUACCACGGUCAAAAGAAGAAUAACAAGAAGCGUUGCAACAGUUACAGUAGAUCCUUCGACAGUAAAGAGAUUCUACCAGAGUGGGUAACUCAUGAAGGCGUCUGGGAUAUGGAAACACAGGAUCCGGUGAAAGAGUUUAUCAGAGCCAUAGCAUUGGACGAGGGUUACGGUACGUGCGAAAACACUGUUACAGACGAGAUCAAAGAAAUUUCUCAAGGCAAAAUUAGAAUGAACGAAAACAUGGUGCCUGAAUGGGACGACAGCCUCGACUUUGACGCCGAGUGGGUCAUCACCGAGGACCUGAACCCGCGUGUCCGUACGCCCAUGGAGGAGGAACUUUAUGCCAAGUUUGAGGCUAAGUUCGAUCGCAGCAUUGAAGCUCUGUGGUCUAAGGAUCAGAACACUCCUGAUGAUGAGUACCAGGACCUUCCGAUAGACUUCCAAGACUUGCUGUCAUCGCCCUCUGACCGCCUGUUCGCUGAUCCGUCCGCCGAGAAAUGCAGUCUCAUAUCUCUCACUGAGAGCAUUUGGUCUACCGAAGCUGCGGAUUUCCCGCCUCCGCUCGACCGCGGGGAUUCACCCUCGCGUAUAGCUGACGCUCUGCACGACCGCUUCCGGCCACUUAACCUGACCGACGUCGUCGAGCCUGAGCCACGCGAGCUCGAGUCGUUCGCUUUGUACGAAGGCGACGAGAUCUACGAUGCAUUGAGCACAGUUGCCAACACGAUGCGCUCUUUCACUGCGAUCAAUCAUAGCCGUGAUCGCAGCGGCUUCGUCGAGGUGCCGCCGCGCCGCAACCGAGCGCUCGGCCUCCGCCAGCACAGCGUGGUCCGCGAGCCUCCACCACGCCCGCCGUCCCGUCCACGGGAGGAUCUGCUCACAUCUGCGCGCACUCAUUUUCGCCCCAUCCGCCGCGAGAACGAUGCCGAGCCACCGCGCUACGCCGACGGUGACACCUUUGAUAUCUGUGGUGAUCCAGACACCGUCGACUUCCGUCGCAGCGAGUCUGGCGGCUUAUAUCUCGGCACCGGGGAAGAACGCUAUCUAGAGUAUCGCGCUACACGCAGCAUCGAUUACGGCCGUCUCAAUCUCACGGCGGCUCAGCGCUGCCCCGACCUCGACGAGCCGGGGCUGCGACUGCGCUUCCCGUUGCGACAGAGCGACGCGGGCGUGCAGACCGACACGCCGGCCGACAGCGCGGCGGCCGCGGCCGCAGCCGCGUGGGCGGCGUGCGAGGAGUGCGGCCGCGCGGCCAAGAAGAUGCGCGCGGCGCACGCGCAGUACGCGGACGGGGGCGCGGGCGGCGGCGCGGGCUGCGAGGCGGCGGACGAGGCGCGCGCGGACCGCAAGCGGCGCCACUCGGCGGCGCUGCGCUGCGCGGCGCAGUGCACGCACCCGCACGCUCGCUUCCUGCCGUGCUGCACGCUGGCGCUCGACCGCCCGCUCACGCGCUAG